This is a messenger RNA of Drosophila hydei, 1114 nucleotides long. RefSeq names its product rhythmically expressed gene 2 protein. The transcript is spliced from 2 exons. NCBI's taxonomy places the organism in Eukaryota, Metazoa, Arthropoda, Insecta, Diptera, Drosophilidae. The coding region runs from base 179 to 952 and encodes 257 amino acids. The record is from RefSeq and is a predicted model, not a curated record.
CGACGUCAAUGCAAGCAAAAACUACUAUACAUACUUGUAGAAAUAUAUGUUAAAUAAGAUCACUUGCAGCAGUACUAUCAACGCUCGAAGCUUGUGACGUCACAAGCAAACAGAAAAAUACUGUAGUAAAUUGUAUGGUAGACAAUCUAUAGAAACUCUAUUAUACUGCUGUGCCAUAAUGCCGUUAACCGCUCAAUUCGUGCGUAAUUUACAGCGAUUCCGUUUAGUGACCUUUGACGUAACCGAUACGCUGCUCCGUCUUAAAGAUCCGAUCAAGCAAUAUGUCCAAACGGCAGCAGCAUGUGGAAUAACUGGCAUAACCCAAGAGCAGCUGGAACCCUGCUUUCGACAGCACUUUAAAUUAAUGAGCAAAGCGCACGCCAAUUUUGGAAGUUGUUCGCCAAACAUGAAUUGGCAAACUUGGUGGCACCAGUUGGUAAUCGAUACAUUCACUUGCGCCAAUGCCAAUCUAUCGAAGGCAACACUGCAAACGGUAGCCGAGCAGCUGCUACAGAUCUUUCGCACCAGCGCAUGCUGGACACGAAUCGAAGGAGCUACCAACUUUGUGGAACGCGUUCGAGAUACCGGCAAAUGUGUGGGUAUCAUCUCUAAUUUUGAUCCCUCAUUGUGCCAGGUGCUGAACGCCAUGGGCUUCAAUGAUAAAUUUGAUUUUAUUAUCAACUCCUACGACGCUGGCGUCAUGAAACCAAAUUCCGGCAUUUUUCAAUUGGCUUUGGAAAAGGGUCACAAUAUUGAGGCAGCCGAAGCGCUGCACAUUGGCAAUAAGUUUGAUAUGGAUUAUAUGGGAGCACGUAAUAGCGGCUGGUGUAGUCUGCUCGUGCAGGAGGAGCAGCAACUCCAACUGGAGCAAUUGCAGCCGGUGCCCAAACACAGCUUUGCAAGUCUCGCUCAAAUGUUGCAGGCGCUUGAAACUAAAGAGAUUCCCUGGUGAAGUGACACAUGGGCACAGUAAAACCUAGCUAAGGCGUACAGUUUAAGAAUACAAAAAACCCUUUAAUUUAUAUUUUUCGUUUUCUCUAAUCUCUAUUAAGACGCUAAUUUAGAAAAAAAAAAAACAAAUAUUAUGUUUAUAAAUGUUGUCACAUAUUUAAUU